GGGAUGAGCGGCGGCCGGCAGCGCACCUUGCCGCAGGUCUGGCGGGCGCCCGCGGGCAGAGCCGAGCGGAGGGACGCGGCCGGUGACAGCGAUGACGAGCUGCUGCUGGCGGCCGCGGCCGCGGCCGACCCCGGCCCGCUGCAGGGCUUCAGCGAGGCGGCGGGGUCCAUCUGGAUCUACCCCACCAACCUGCCCGUGCGGCCGUACCAGGAGCGCAUGGCCGGCGCCGCGCUGCUGGCCAACACGCUCGUGUGCCUGCCCACGGGGCUGGGCAAGACCUUCGUGGCCGCCGUGGUCAUGUACAACUUCUACCGCUGGUUCCCCUCGGGCAAGGUGCUGUUCCUGGCCCCCACCAAGCCGCUGGUGGCUCAGCAGAUGGAGGCGUGCGGCCGCGUCAUGGGCAUCCCGUGCCGGGACAUGGCGGAGAUGACAGGAGGCACCCAGGCUCUGGGCCGGCGGGAGCUGUGGAACACCAAGAGAGUCUUUUUCCUCACGCCUCAGAUAAUGGUCAAUGACCUCUCCCGUGGGACCUGUCCCGCUGUGGAGAUCAAAUGUCUGGUUAUUGAUGAAGCCCACAAAGCCCUUGGCAAUCAUGCCUACUGCCAGGUUGUGAGGGAACUGAGCAAAUACACAAAUCAAUUCCGGGUCCUGGCCCUGAGUGCCACCCCAGGCAGUGACACCAAGGCUGUGCAACAAGUUAUCUCCAACUUGCUGAUUGCUCAGAUAGAGGUGUGUGCUGAAGAUUCUCCAGAAAUUCAGCCUUACUCUCAUGAGAGACAAGUGGAAAAAAUUGUAGUUCCACUUGGGGAAGAACUGGUAGAAAUUCAGAACACUUACAUCAAGGUGCUGGAAGCAUUUGCUGGGCGCCUGAUUAAGGUGGGAGUUUUAUCCAGGAGGGAUAUUCCCAGCCUGACCAAGUACCAGAUCAUCCUGGCAAGGGAUCAGUACAGGAAGAACCCCUCUGCACAGCAUGCAGGAAUCCAUCAAGGCAUCAUUGAAGGAGACUUUGCCCUUUGUAUCAGUCUGUACCACGGGUACGAGCUGCUGCUGCAGAUGGGAAUCCGCUCCUUGUUCAUCUACCUGUGGGGAAUCAUGGAUGGAUCCAAAGGGUUGUCCCGCACCAAGACCGAGCUGGGGCGCAACGAGGACUUCAUGGAGCUCUACCAGCAGCUUCAGGACAUGUUCUCAGACACUGCUGUGACUCCUGAGAGUGGAGGUGUUUGCAAGGGCACAACAGCAUUGAAAAAGAAAAAGGAAUUUAUCUACAGCCAUCCAAAAUUAAAGAAAUUGGAGGAAAUUGUAAUAGAACACUUCAGAUCCUGGAAACAGGGAUGUUCUGCAGAUGAAGACCAGAGUGAAGGCUCAGCUGGGGACACGAGGGUGAUGAUCUUCUCCUCGUUCCGGGACAGCGUGCAGGAGAUCGCCGAGAUGCUGGCCCGGCUCAGCCCGGCCGUGCGGGCCAUGACCUUCGUGGGACACUCCUCGGGCAAGAGCACCAAAGGCUUCACCCAGAAGGAGCAGCUGGAGGUGGUGCGGCGUUUCCGGGAGGGGGGGUACAACACCCUGGUGUCCACCUGCGUGGGCGAGGAGGGGCUGGACAUCGGCGAGGUGGAUCUGAUCGUGUGCUUCGACGCGCAGCGCAGCCCCGUGCGCCUGGUGCAGCGCAUGGGCCGCACCGGCCGCCGGCGCCACGGCCGCAUCGUCGUCAUCCUGGCCCAGGGCCGCGAGGAGAGGAACUACAACCAAAGCCAGUGUAACAAAAGGAGCAUCCACAAAGCCAUCUCAGGCAACAAAACCCUUCGUUUCUACCAGCACAGCCCACGGAUGGUUCCGGAAGGCAUCAACCCCAAAGUGCACAAAAUGUUUAUCACUGCUGAAAAACAGGAGCAGAGCACCUCGAGGAUGCUUUCCAAAGAGAGGAGAUCCAGUUCCCUGCAGCACAAAUCUGCUCUCUUUGCCUGUGUCACUGGCCAAAAGCAAAUGAACUCCCACGAGAGCUGGUCCUUGUCACCUGAGGAAUUUGAAAUAUGGGACAGACUCUACAGGAUUAAGGAAAGUGAUGGGAUAAAGGAACCAGUGUUGCCUCGAGUUCAGUUUGAAACCCUAGAAAACCUGGAGGAAACACCAUUUCCCCUGCAGAAGCCCGAGGAGGGGGCAGCUCGGGAGCUCUCCCUGUCUGAGUGGAGCAUUUGGCAGAAUCAGCCUCUUCCCACGUCCCUGGUGGAUCACUCGGAUCGUUGUCACCUCUUCAUCAGUGCCAUGGAAAUGAUGGAGCUGAUGAGGCACCAGCAGGGAGACUGCAGCUAUGGACAGGAGCUCCAGCCUCACCUACGGAUGGAAGAUGUGAAUAUUGCAGGGAACAAAAGGAAUCCCUCCAUGGCCAACCCACCCCGGGAUCAGAGAGGUCGCUGCUCCAGGAAAGACCUGGCAAAAUCCAAAGCAAAGCCAUUCCCACCUGAUGCGGGUGAUAACGGGAGUGAGCUCUUUACCACCUUCAAAAUAACCAAACCCAAGGCUCCCAGAAGAGCUCCUGGGCUCAGUGAGGAAGAGCCUGUGUUGCCUCAGGAUCCUGCUGCCCCUCCCUCGGGAGCAAGGCUUGCUGUGGCUGCACACUCUCACCCGGGCAGUGACAAGGACGAGGGGCUGGAGGUGACAUUUGACUUAAAUGCAUUUAUUGACCUGUGUGACAGCAGUGACAGCCCUGAAACCCCUGCCAGUCCAGCAGCACAGGGAAGCAGCCCUGCAGGUAAAACCUGUGAGGCCCUGGGAAGGAUCCACAGGGACUCGGGCUACGAGACCUCCCCCGUGGCCUCGGACCUGUUUUACCUCCCCGAAUCCUGCAGGGAUCCCUUCACGCUCCUGGGGCCGCCCCUGGAGCCCCCAGAGCUGGAGCAAGCAUUUUCCCAGGUGCAAAGGCUUCUGUCACAGUCCCCUCCCUCUGAGGAUGAACUGGAGGGUUUGGAGAGCAGGCUGAGAGAUGAAGGAACAGGAUCUCCUUCCCCAAAAGUUCUCCCCGAUGGUCACUCAGAGGCACUGCAGGACAGCGUCUCCCCUGCGUCCCCAAAAACUGAUCCUUCACUGCUGCUCCUGGAGAAUCCCAAAGCAACAGCUCCCAGGGAAUUCUGUGCCUCAAGAAGUCCCCGUUUGUCCAAAACUGUGUCACCUACCAAGGCUGCUGCUGUUGAAGAGGAGCAGCUCUGGAAUGACAGCUUCGAUGGCUUGUUUGACAGUGAGGAAUUCCCUGAAAUCCCAGACAGCGCUCCCAGCAGGGACAACCCCGUCACAAAUGGCCCUUCAAAGGAGCCUUUCCUUCCCAAGGACACAGCAGAGGCUGCCCUUGGCGUUCCUGGUGAGGAGCAGAGUCUCCAUUUGUUUGAGGAUGAGGCUGGUGAGGACACAGGCGAGGGCAGCCCCAUGAGCACUGAGCCUCCAGCCGGGGCAGGUCCAGCUGGGACCAUCCCUGGGACAGAGGGAGAGCCCUGCAGGGAAUUCCCGUGCGUGAGCCUCACCCAGCCCUGCAGGGAAUCCAUGGCAGCAUCAGGAGUGGCCCUGGAGAAGGAUGAUCCCUACGACUGCUCCCAGGACCUGUUCUCCGUGACCUUCGACCUGGGCUUCUCCAUCGAGGACAGCGGGGAUGAAACCUCUGAGGAGAGCAGGAACGCUGCUAACCCCAAACUGAACGGGGCCCCGGGCAGUGCCCCAGGGGCUGCAUCCACUGAGGAUGCAGAAAUAUCCCCGAGUGAUGGCUCCAGGCUGGAAACCUCGCCGGGGUGGCCCUGCAGAAGGCUCGAGAGAAGGGACGUGUCCACACCGCUGUCAUGCCAGAGCAGGGGCAGGAGUGGCAGGGAAGGGGCCGAGGGUGCUCCUGCUGCACGGCCUGUCCUCGAGUCAGGAGGCAGCAGAAGGGGAAGGGAACCCCCUGACCCUUUGCCUUCAGCACUUCUGACCCCUACAAGCAGGAAGGGUGUGAAUAUGAAAGCUGUCAAAAGAAUUGCUAUGAAAGUCUUCUCGAAUGCCAGGGAGCAAGUUCCACAGGUGCCUCCUGUAGAUCAAGUCAAAGAAAGCCCAUGGAGGCAGAACUUUGGGAGGUCAGCCAGGGAUUCCCCUUCAGGAAGGACAGAAAGCCUGGAGGACUCCAAACUCCGUGGAUCCCGUGGGUCUCCUGCUGCAGGACCCAGCAGUGACAGCGAGGAAGAGAUCAUUUUCCAGAGAAAAAACAGGAUAAAAAAGAAUGUUUUGAAGUCUCCUGAUGGGAUGGAUGAGAGCGACCUGGAGUCUCCAGCUCGGGUCACCAGGAAACGCCGGCGCCCUCUGAACGUGUCAGACACAUCCAGCGAGGACAGCGGGGAUUUCCAGCGAGGCAGGAGCAGCCCCAGAGCCCGGCCCCAGCCCGGAGCAGCCAAACGUGCCAGGAGCUGCCUGGCAGCCAAGGCUGCAGGCAGGCAGUUCCUGGAGGAGGAGGCCGAGCUGUCCCAGCUGGACGCUGAGGGGAUCUCGUCGGACGAGAGCGACGGCAGCGGGGAGGAGCUGAGCCCGUCCCUGGCCCGGUUCCUCAAUGAUGAAGGGGAGCCCACGCAGGCCCUCAACGACAGUGAGAUGAGGGGUAUUUACCUGAGCUCCGUGCGCAGCCCCGCCCUCGGCAGCCGGUACAAAAUGGUCCAUCGGGAAUUCAACCCCUCGGCCAUCUUCUCCCAGAUUCCUGAGCAAGACGUGGCUUAUGCUGAGGACAGUUUCUGCGUGGGGGAUGAGGAGGAGGAGGAGGCUCAGAGUGGCUGCAGUGAGGAAGAAGUGUGUGUGAAUUUUGACCUGCUCAUCCCUGAGGGCAGCAGCAGCAGCAGGAAGCCGUACCUGACGCGCCGCAGGAAGAGGCUGAACCAGGCCAGGCUGGCAGGGAACACUCCUGCCCCGGGCCAGAAGAAGAAACCUUCCCGAAUUAUUGUCCUGAGCGACUCCAGCGAGGAGGAGACGGGAGCCAGCAGGGAGAAGGCCCUGGAAGCAGGACAGGGCAAGGGGCAGCUCCCCAGGGCCCUGCCCUCAGCCCCCUCUGCACAGCUCAGGAGCGGGGCUGGGGAAGCUGCAGCUCCCCAGGCUGGGGGGCAGCACACGGAGAGGCUGCUGGGCCUGGGAGCUUCAGGGUCUGGGAUGCUGGAUCCCCCCCCAGAGCAGCCAGGCAGGAGCACGCCCGUCCCCCCAGCUGGCUCUGGCUGCAGGAGCACGGAUCUGCAGGCUGCUGGUCAGGUGUUCAGCUCUUUGAAGAAGACCCACGGGAGCAGCUCAGGCUCGGCGCGUCCUGCUGUCCCAAACCCUUCCUCAGCCACGGCUGGGAUCUCCCGUGAUCCCAGGGAGCACAGCCCUUCCCUGGCUGGGAUCUCCCGUGAUCCCAGGGAGCACAGCCCUUCCCUGGCUGGGAUCUCCCGUGUUCCUGAGGAGCACAGCCCUUCCCUGGCUGGGAUCUCCCGUGUUCCUGAGGAGCACAGCCCCUCCCUGUGCAUCCUGGCGGACAGCAGGGAGAUCUGCUCGGGGCCGGAGGUGCUCUCGUGCCUGCGGGCCAUGCACGGGCUCCGGGUGCAGAUCUGCUCCCUGGGCACCAGCGACUACAUCGUCAGCAACCGCCUGGCCGUGGACAGGGUGCUCCAGUCGGAGCUGCAGAGCCCUGGGAACAGGAAUAAACUCAGCCAGAGGCUGCAGCGCCUGCAGGGCAUCUUCGAGAGGAUCUGUGUGGUUGUGGAGACAGACAGGGUCAGGCCAGGAGAAACAUCCCGGUGUUUCCAGAGGACUCAGUACUACGAUGGAGUGCUCUCAGCCUUGGUCCAGGCUGGAAUAAGGAUCCUCUUCAGCUCCUGCCAGGAGGAAACUGCAGCUUUGCUGAAGGAGCUGGCUCUGCUGGAGCACAGGAAGGACGCUGCCAUCCAGGUGCCAACGGAGCCGGAGGGGCACCAGCGGGACGUCCUCAACUUCUACCUGAGCAUUCCCAACCUCAGCUACGGAGCUGCCCUCAACCUCUGCCACUCCUUCGGCUCCAUCACAGCCGUGGCCAACAGCUCGGUGCCGGCGCUGGCGGCGGGGGCGCAGCUGAGCCGGCCCCAGGCCGAGGAGCUCCAUCGGUUCCUGCGCCACGAGUUCGACCUGCAGCUGCUGCCUCAGCCCCUGCCCGCCAAGGGGAAGAGCUGAGCUCGGCGCUCCGGGCCCUGCACUGCACUUUACCCAGUCGGGAUUGGAUGUAAAUGAUGUAAAUAAACACUUGUCAAACCUCA
Messenger RNA from Vidua chalybeata, 6254 nucleotides. It is a transcript of the gene FANCM, whose product is annotated as FA complementation group M. The transcript is spliced from 23 exons. The record is from RefSeq and is a predicted model, not a curated record. Bases 4 to 6171 code for a protein of 2055 amino acids. Gene Ontology annotation, molecular function: nuclease activity; ATP binding; four-way junction DNA binding. Gene Ontology annotation, biological process: double-strand break repair via synthesis-dependent strand annealing; replication fork reversal; interstrand cross-link repair. NCBI's taxonomy places the organism in Eukaryota, Metazoa, Chordata, Aves, Passeriformes, Viduidae.